AUGCUCAUUGGCUAUGAAUUGUAUUUGGAUGUCAAAGUUCAACAUCCUGGAAUGCCGAAAAGUUCCAUAUCCGUAUCAUACUCGAAUCCACAAGGGGUUUACUACCCCGGUACAAAUGUGGAGGGCGUUGUCCAUCUCGAACUCACGGAAUCGAUUAAAGCCAGAUCGCUUCGAAUAACAGUCGAUGGAAGAGCCCACACUUAUUGGAAGGUAACUCGAUCGAGGACAGUGAGCACAGCCCGAACAGAAAACUAUACGGAAACCUACUCGGCCAGUGUGAUCUAUACAGAGGGAACCAGUGUAGCAUGGUCUGCACCGAAAGGCAGCAAAGAGGUACUGAAUGCUGGCUCUUACCAGUUCCCGUUCACAUUUCAUCUACCGCUGGAUUGUGCUCCAAGCUUUGAAGGUUUAUAUGGUUAUAUCCGCUACAUGAUCAAGGUUGAACUUGAUCGGCCAUGGCGAUUUAAUAAAACUGAUAAACGCCUUUUCACUGUUAUUCCUAUGUUCGAUCUGAAUACGAUACCUGAUGCAGCAAUGCCGAUCAAGGAGUGUGUAGUGAAAAAUUUGGGAAUCGUACUCUUUAGACAUGGCAAGGUUUCCGUCCAGUGUGAGAUACCGAAAACCGGCUUUGUACCAGGGGAAACAAUUGUGAUAAACGCUUACGUCAUCAAUGACAGCUCGAAGGAUAUCGUUAAGGCAAGUACCAAAUUGGUGGAGAUAUCAAAAUACGUUGCCUUUCGCCACGGUUCUACCUUAAAUCAUGGAUAUUUCAUUGUGAAUCAAAACAUGGAUAAUUCUCGUGAACAACAACGAAAGCUUGCCACAGGAGAGCAGGAUGUCUGCAUAGAGAAGAAGGGCCGUGGCAACGUACAGUUAUAUCUACAGGUCCCCCCUACAGUGCCUACAUUCAAUUGUUGUCCGAUUGUUAGUGUUGAAUACAUAGUCAAGGUGAAAUUCAAGACCUUAGCCUCAUUCAAAGGAAAUGUGGGGACUCACUGUAAUAUAAUAGUGGGUACGAUCCCAGUCAGAAGUCCACAUGUUCCGCCUCAACCUUCUGCGCCACCUUCUGCACCACAAGCAGAUAUGCCGCUACCGUCAUCGAGCGGCCCUUCGGCCCCACCCUUGGAAACACCUCCACCCGCUUAUCCUGUACUUAACGGAGACAGUGUGAAUGGACCUCCUCCGCCAAGCUACGAAGAAGCAGUUCAGGGGACAGGAGGCACCACUAUGGACACCGAUGACAUGGAGCCUUUCGUCCCUCGUUACCCAUUCUAUCCGCAAUUGACGGAUAUCGCUUCGGAGAAGAGAAGAAUCGAUGACACUUGCACAGCUUAA
Molecule: messenger RNA, 1335 nt
Organism: Haemonchus placei
Lineage: Eukaryota; Metazoa; Nematoda; Chromadorea; Rhabditida; Trichostrongylidae
Source: the annotation of a GenBank genome assembly